Molecule: messenger RNA, 2547 nt
Organism: Owenia fusiformis
Lineage: Eukaryota; Metazoa; Annelida; Polychaeta; Sabellida; Oweniidae
Source: the annotation of a GenBank genome assembly
GCAAUCAUGUCCAUUUUCUAAAACAUAUGAUACUGAUACACGUUUUUGAGAAAAAAUGUUGUGGGAAAAAAGAAAAAUCGUACCUUCGACGUUCCGACAUUUUGUUACCGAAACAGUUCCAGCGUAAUCGAGUGGAUCACCAGUGAAUAAAGAACCUCAUCUAUACCUUGUCACUCUGUAGAGGGUUGUCCUUUAAGAGUGGUUCUAUGUGAUUUGAUAAUCAUAUAAUAAUGAAAUAUAUCAAUAAAAUUUAAUAAUUUUACUUCCUCCUGAUAUCAUCUGAAAAAUAAUGGUAGUCAGUGUUAGAUUUGAUUCUACUAAUUAAUCCUUUGAUACUAUUGUUUUUUAACACAAGUGCCACUCUGUUUGAAUUUUCUGUGACUUCAAACAAACUUCCUGUUUAAAAAACUCAACUGACAUGCCCAUGUUUUACAACAUGUAAGCCCCUUGUAUUUGACAUAGUGACAUAACAAACAUUGUCAAACAAUGUGUUAUGUUUGAAAAAACAAUGGCAGACAGGUGUAAUGUUUGGCAAACAUUGGCCAACAAGUAUAAAAUCAGAGCAAAAUGUUGUAAUCAUUCAACAACUGAGCAAGCAAAGCACACACAGCUAGCAAACAAUCUUAGAAGUUGAAAUUAUUUGAAACAAUAAAGGAAACAAAAUGGAAACAUUAAAACUUAUGAGCUACCAAGUCAACUAUAUCUCCAGAGAGGGACUCAGUAAUGCAGGAUUUGGUGAUUUGAACAGUUAUGGACCAAAAAUUACUGAAAUAGAUGACAGUUGUCGUCAAAUUAGUGAUUUUAGCAAAUAUGGAACAAACAACAUACCAGCUGCCUAUCGUGGCCUCGUAGCAACAGAAGACUCUCUGACAUCACAGAUGAUAUCACCAGUACUUAGCCAAUCAGACAACAGCUUACAACAAAAUGGCUGCAGUAUGCUGCAGACAUCACCUGAUACUCGAGAAGGAUCCUUCAAAAGUUGCACACCAUCUCCAUCUAUUGGAAGUCUCAUAUCAUCACCAACACCACCUAUUGAGCAAGUCAGCAGCCCAGGCAGUCCAGAAACAGUUAUCAGUGACAUUGAUGAAGUGCUCAAAUCCCUUGAGAACACAGCUAAAGGUGGCGCCUCUAAAGCUGAGAAACCUCAUCAUUCAUAUGUUAAACUUAUCGUUGAUGCUAUACUUAGCAAACCAGAAAAGCAUAUGAUCUUGGGUGACAUCUAUCAAUACAUUCAGGAUAAUUUUGAAUACUACAACAAUGAGGAGCGAGCUUGGAGAAACAGUAUCCGACACAACCUAUCCCUGAAUGAAUGCUUCAUCAAAGCAGGACGUGCUGAUAGUGGGAAAGGUAACUAUUGGUCAAUCCACCCUGCAUGCAUCAAGGACUUUUCUAGGGGGGAUUAUAGGAAACGUAAUGCCAGACGUCGUGCUAAGCGUGGUGCAAGGGGUCUUCAAGCACAGCAGCCAAGUACACCAUACCCUUACCGCCAGUAUGUACCCAUGUCUUCAGAUACAGUCAGCUACCCUACUCCAAUACCGUAUCCCUACCAGAUGCCCACAGUUCCGCAGAUGCCCCCACAGCCUCACCUACAAGCACCUUCCAUUGGUUACUUGGGUAAAUACCAACAACCAAUGACAGCAGCUUAUGGUCAACAAGUCAGCAUGCCUGAUCCUCUUACUGCAGCUUACAGUUCACAACCAAGAGCCACCAUCAGUUAUGAGCCUCAGACAUCAAUGACAAAUAUGGACCUCUAUAGACCACCUUAUAAUUACCCAUCAGGCAACAGUGGUUACCAUAGCAAUGCUUCUAUGAUGCAUUACCCAGCAAUCAACCAAGGUCAUUAGUAUCCUCAGGUUUAAACUAAAUAAAGAGAGCCAAUAACUAACAUCGGAAGUAAAUUAUCUUUUAAUUAUUGUAUCAGUUGUAUUUUCAUUUAUUAAUUAUUUUUCUAUUGAAUGUAUAAUGUAGCCAUCUUUUGGUUUUAAAAAGAGACCUACAAUUUUAAACUGCCAAGAAAGCCAAAUUAGAAAUUGUAUAAAGCCACAUGUACAUAAAACUGUAGUAUGUAGUUGUGUGUAUUAAAUAAAUAUAAAAUAAAAAAAUAUUUGUUGUGUUGUUUUACAUUGACUUGAUCCACCAUUGUAUAACAUAUGACUUAAAACGGAAUAUUCUGGUAGAAAAGUAUGUGUUAAAUAAUCUCUACAUGUUAUAAUAAUGUUAUCUAUCCAUUUUGCUAUGUGGUCUUUGCAGCCUCAGGCCCGCUCCAUAUAGACUUCAGCACAUCUAAGGCAUGUAGAGGAUUGUGAAGUGUGGUGAGGAAAACCUGAUAUAGACAGCACCAAACUUGAUCACUUUUUGCAAGCUCCAAAUGAUCUUCACAUAGCUCACUCUCAUAGGAGUCAUUGUUACCACCCUACUGUCCACAUAUUUGAUGUACCUGCAACUUAAUUUCCCUUCCAAAAUGUCCCUACCAUCAGUUCGUAUGAACUUGUACGAUUUUAUAGGUUAGAAAUAAUAUCAUGAAAUUUUUGUUAAGAUGACCACCAC